UCAGCCCAACGGCCACCUCCACUCUCCUCUCCAACAAAACGCCCACUCCCCGGCGAUAUCCUUCUCCCUGCUCGCGGAAGCAUCAGUUAGCCUUCUCGUUCCCCUUCUUCUUUCACGCGUUCUUCUAAGGGUUUUUGAGGAGACAAUUUUGGCCUAAAAAUUGUGUUGAGUAAAUGGGCUUGUGGACAUUGCUGGAGGGCUGCCUGCUUCUUGCAAAUGCCUUGGCCAUAUUGAAUGAAGAUCGAUUCCUUACCCCCAGAGGUUGGAGCUUCCAAGAAUACUCAGGAGCUCGGAGGAACUCAGUAAAGGGACAGAUUAUCGGCCUUAUUUACACAACACAAUACUUAAGAGUUCUUCUUAUUCUACUGAACACCCUCUGUAUUGUUAUAAAAUUUGUAUCUGGCUAAUAUUUCAUUGGAGAUCACUUGAAUGCUGUAAACCAUAGAUCUUGUGAAAGGAGUGCGCAUUGGAGGUUCUUCUAGGGCUGAAGCAUUUGUUAGGAUGUUGGAUUGCUAUCUCGAAAGUUCCACUGCCAUCUUGUGAUGAGUUCCUGGUUGUUGGGUUAUGUAUUGCUGAUGUAUUUGAAAAUUUUCUGCAUUAGUUGACGGACGUCGUUUUCUGAAUUUGUACAAAGAGAGAACAUGUUGCAUCUCUUGUAGUAUCUUUUCUUGAUUGUGAUAUAUGCGAGGGGUAUGGCCUUACGAUGUGAGGAUUAGUGGAAUGGUUCAUUUGGUUCUGUGCAUUUAUUUAGAUUGACAUGUUCUAAAA
Coffea arabica (coffee) is the source of this 768-nucleotide messenger RNA. The record is from RefSeq and is a predicted model, not a curated record. Lineage: Eukaryota; Viridiplantae; Streptophyta; Magnoliopsida; Gentianales; Rubiaceae.